AUGAGCACAGUAAAAUCAUUGAACCCGUUUGAUCUGGAACCGCCUGAGUCGGUUGGCCCUCGUUGGGAGAAAUGGCUGGCUCGUUUCGAUAAUUAUUUGAUUGCAGCAAACAUCACGGAAGACGAGCGGCAGAGAGCCCAGCUCUUGCACGGUGGCGGUGAGGACGUGUUUGACGUCUACCUCACCUUUGACAGCAGUAGCAUUACAAGUUACGACGACUUGAAGGAUGCUCUGACGGCUCACUUCAGUCCGAAGCGCAACAGGGAAUACGAGGUCUACUUGUUCCGUCGUGAGAAACAAUCUCAGUCGGAGACCCUUGAUAGCUACGUAACUCGUCUUAGGCGUUUGGGCAAGCACUGUCAAUUUGCAGAUAUGGACACAGAGCUAAAGUCUCAGGUCGUACAGCACUGUGUGUCGUCGAAGGUACGUGAAAAGGCUUUCAUGGAGAGCAGCAUGUCGUUGGCAGACCUCCUUACUUAUGCACGUUCAGUGGAAGUCACGAUGUCGUCUGUGGCAGCCAUGGCCGGGGCCAGCAGCUUCAGCAAGCCUGAACAUCCCCAAGUCCAUAAAGUGGAGAGGCGACACCCAUCAAGUCGUGACCAGCCCAGUCCUUCCAGUAAGGCCGUUCGCAAAUGUAGCGGAUGCGGGGGGAAAUGGCACGACAACCGCUCGGAUUGCCCAGCAUGGGGCAAGACGUGCAAGUCCUGCAGCAGGUCGAAUCAUUUUGCAAAGGUAUGCCGGUCGAAGGCUGUGCAUCAGUUUUCCGAGCAGAGAGCCCCGGAGUUCGCAUCACCUGACCAGACGGCGGAAUACAGCGCGGAGCUGCACCACACCAGUUGCUCUGGUCAUGUGCGUUCCAACGUGGAUCCUUAUAUGUAUAGUGUGAGUCUGGCUGGCACCCCUGUUGUGUUUGAGAUAGACACCGGAGCGGCAGUAACAAUAAUCAACAAAGCGGAGUACCAGACACUGGCGUCGAAAGAUACCAAGCAGCAACUCCCCAGUCUGGAGACGAAUGACCUGCCGAGCCUUAGGUCGUAUGCUGGCAAGAUCAUACCAGUUAUUGGUCGUCUCAUCUGCAAUGCCCGUCAUGCGAAGAACUCGGCUCAGCUGACCAUGUUUGUCGUCGAGGGUUCUGGUCCGAAUCUGUUGGGUAGAGACGCGCUGCAGACGCUAAAGCUCAACUGGAACCGAGUCUUCAAUGUCACCGGAGAUCUGAGCAGUGACCUCCUGAGCAAGCAUCCUGAUGUUUUCAAGCCCGGACUAGGCACCUGGAAGCACGGCAGUGUCAAGCUUGCAGUCGACCGCAAUGCUAGACCUCGCUUCCUGAAAGCUCGCUCUGUGCCUUAUGCUCUACAGUCUGCCGUGGAGAAGGAGCUGGACAAACUAGUCGACAACAAUGUCAUUCAGCCAGUCGAAUUCGCUGAGUGGGCAGCACCGAUUGUGCCAGUUCUCAAGAGCAAUGGCCAAGUCCGCAUCUGUGGUGAUUACAAGUGCACUGUUAACCAGGCAGCCAAGACAGAUAAGUACCCAUUGCCGAACAUAGAGGAUUUGUACGUGAAACUUGCUAAUGGCUGUUGCUUCACCAAGCUGGACCUCAGUCAAGCUUAUCUCCAAUUACCACUGGAUGAACAGUCUAAACUUCUUACCACCAUCAACACCACGAAGGGACUGUUUGUGUACAACCGACUGCCUUUUGGUGUGUCUUCGGCCCCGAGCAUAUUUCAACGUACGCUCGACCAAUUGCUAGCUGGAAUACCAAUGGUCGUGAUCUUCUUGGAUGACAUCCUUGUCUCUGGCACAACUCGUGAAGAACACGACAAACAUCUGAACAUGGUUCUGGAACGUCUCAACGCAGCUGGAUUGCGUUUGAACCGCACCAAAUGUUCAUUUGCAAGGUCCUCUGUGACAUUCUUAGGUCACAUCAUCGAUGCAUCUGGAAUUAAGCCCACCAAGGAGAAAGUGCAAGAUGUCAUUGAUGCAAGGGCUCCUACCGACGUCCAAGAGCUGAGAAGCUACCUCGGACUAAUCAACUACUACCACAAGUUCAUUCCUAACCUGAGCUCAGUACUUGCUCCGUUGUAUGAACUAUUGUCUUCCAAGAGUUGGGACUGGUCUCAUCGUCAACAGUCCGCAUUCGAGAGUAGCAAGAAGCUGCUCAUUGACUCACCCGUCCGUGUGCAUUACGACCCUAAACUACCAAUUAUUGUGAGCUGUGAUGCCUCACCGUACGGCAUUGGUGCAGUUUUGUCGCAUGUUGUCAAUGGCGAGGAGCAUCCGGUAAUCUUCGCAUCGCGUACCCUGUCGUCAGCAGAACGAAACUACGCACAGAUUGAGAAGGAAGGCCUCGCCAUGGUUUUCGCUGUCAAGCGAUUCCACAAGUACCUGUAUGGCCAAUCAUUCACUCUUCAAACAGACCACAAACCUCUGCUGGGUUUGUUCAGCGAGUGUCGGCCCGUUCCUGCUAUGGCCAGCGGUCGUAUUCAGCGUUGGGCGCUGAUGUUAGCCAACUAUGACUAUGAGCUACAGUACAAGCCCGGCAAAUCGAAUGGAAACGCUGAUGGUCUCAGUCGUCUGCCGGCACCAAUGCCCGAAUUCCAGGUUCCCGUGCCGGCUGAAACAGUUUUGUCAAUGACUGUUUUGGACGGAACUCCCGUAACAUCAUCGAGCGUUGCGCAAUGGUCUCGCCGUGAUCCAGUGCUUGCAUUAGUUCUUAAGUACGUCCAGGAAGGCUGGCCUAACGACGUGCAUAGUGAUUACCAAGUGUACUACCGUCGUCGAAGUGAACUCUCCAUCAUCGAUGGGUGCUUACUGUUGGGGUCUCGCGUUGUCAUUCCGCCCCAAGGCCGAGAAAAGUUACUGGAAGAGUUACAUUUCAGCCAUCCCGGCAUAACCAGAAUGAAGUCGCUCGCCCGCAGCUACGUCUGGUGGCCAUCGAUCGAUGCCGAAAUUGAACUCAAGGUCCGCAGCUGUGAGCCAUGUCAAGCAACCCAGAAGUCUCCAGCACUACAGCCAUUGCAUCCCUGGGAGUGGCCAGGCAAACCCUGGACCCGACUGCACAUUGAUUAUGCAGGCCCUGUGGAAGGCAAGAUGCUACUUGUGAUCGUCGACAGCCACAGCAAGUACAUCGACGUGCAUGCCGUUCCAUCUGCUACGUCGACAGCUACCAUUGGCAAGCUUCGUGAGUGUUUCGCUACACAUGGUCUUCCGCAACAGCUUGUCUCGGAUAAUGGCUCAGUGUUCACCAGCUCGGAGUUUCAACAAUUCUGCUCAAGUAACGGUAUCAAGCAUACCUUGGUUUCACCCUACCACCCAGCAAGCAACGGUCUUGCUGAACGAGCAGUUCAAACAGUCAAAUCCGGCUUGAAGAAAUUGUCAGGUGCUGGUGGAGACCUAGCGUCACGGUUACACCGCUUUCUGUUUCAUUAUCGCUUAACGCCUCAGUCAACAACAGGCCAGUCACCAUUUCAGCUGCUUAUGAACCGCACGCCACGUUCUCGUCUUGACCUGACGUUUCCAGAUAUAUCAGCACGUGUCUUGAACAGGCAAGGUGCUGCUGUUGACCGUCGCACAGCUCGGGCGUCGGAUCUCUGUUGUGGUGAUGCUGUUUGGGUGAUUAACUUCACAUCGACGCCUAAAUGGAUGCCUGGUGUGCUGGAAGAAUGUCUUGGUCCAGCCACGUUUACUGUACGUCUGGAUGAUGGUCGCAUAUGGAAGCGCCAUGCUGAUCACAUUAGACGCCGUCUUCCGUCCGAGGGAGGAGAAAUGCUACCCGAGAGUGCAGGCAUAUCCGACCGGUCAUCACCGCCAUCAACUUCAACUUCAACUUUGGCAACUGCACAGCCGCCGUCACAUGCAGAUGCCGAAUCACCACAGCCGUCACAGCCAGAGGUUGCCGCCAGCCGCCAGGAUGUGGAAUCAACAUCGCUAUCCUCUUCUGCAUUUGCUGCACCUUCUGCUGAAUCUUCUACUCAGUCUUCUGCUAUCUCUGUUAAUUCUCCUAGCUCUAAUCUGCGCAGGUCUACACGCUCAAGGAAGUCCCCUGAUCGUAUGAACUUGUAA
Molecule: messenger RNA, 4059 nt
Organism: Sycon ciliatum
Lineage: Eukaryota; Metazoa; Porifera; Calcarea; Leucosolenida; Sycettidae
Exons: 1
Coding region: 1-4059 (1352 amino acids)
Biological process (GO): DNA integration; proteolysis
Molecular function (GO): nucleic acid binding; aspartic-type endopeptidase activity
Source: RefSeq, a predicted model, not a curated record